AUGUCCAAUCCUUAUGAGGCAGCCAAGCGCAAAAGUGUGCUUAAUCAAGAAAGAAAACUGGGGUAUAAUGGAUUAAAAGUAAUUGUUCGAGAAGAUCCAGCAGUACCCCAGUAUCAAAUUCUCCCCACAUUUAGCAAGAAAUCGGACUACCAAAUGAAACUUGUGGUUGUUGGAGAUGGUGGAUGUGGAAAGACUUGUCUUUUGGUGUCUUAUACCCAACAAAAAUUUCCAGAAAUUUAUGUUCCUACUGUGUUUGAAAACUACGUUGCCAACGUCAGAACCCCCGAACAAAAACUAAUUGAGCUUGCCCUCUGGGAUACCGCAGGUCAAGAGGAAUACGACCGUCUUCGUCCGUUAUCGUACCCUGACGUAGACAUAUUACUCAUCUGUUUUUCACUUGACAAUUUGACAUCACUUCAAAACGUAACCGAUACGUGGUACCCUGAAGUGAACCAUUUCUGUCCUGGAGUCCCCAUUAUUCUCGUAGGGACCAAAGCUGACUUGCAUUCAUCCAUUGAUGACCAAUUACCCAUCGAGGUGGCCACCGAUAUCAAUGCUGUUGGUUACGUCAAAUGCUCAGCCAAGUCCAUGUUCAACAUCAAAACGGUGUUCAAUUUCGCCCUCCAUCAUUUCCAGCGCCAGAUCAAUGUCAAGGAACAGAUGGAAAGAACCCGACAACACCGUCUUUCUCGGGCAUUUGGCCACACCCGAAACCAGUCUUCAAUCUCUACUAAGAGAGGACAUAAUAAAAAUUCGUCCAUUGAGUCAGCCCUCCUCUUGGAACAACCAUUGACCGAUGGAGACGGUGAUUACAACCCAUAUGUGGCUUCCGAUAAUAAAUACAACGACGACGAAUUUGCAUUUACCCGAGAAAAGGCCAAGAAGCGAAGACGCUGUAUAAUACUAUGA
Molecule: messenger RNA, 909 nt
Organism: Meyerozyma guilliermondii ATCC 6260
Lineage: Eukaryota; Fungi; Ascomycota; Pichiomycetes; Serinales; Debaryomycetaceae
Gene: CRL1
Product: Rho family GTPase
Exons: 1
Coding region: 1-909 (302 amino acids)
Biological process (GO): small GTPase-mediated signal transduction
Molecular function (GO): GTPase activity; GTP binding
Source: RefSeq, a predicted model, not a curated record